This is a messenger RNA of Propithecus coquereli (Coquerel's sifaka), 3673 nucleotides long. It is a transcript of the gene UBAP2, whose product is annotated as ubiquitin associated protein 2. Bases 224 to 2887 code for a protein of 887 amino acids. NCBI's taxonomy places the organism in Eukaryota, Metazoa, Chordata, Mammalia, Primates, Indriidae. The transcript is spliced from 24 exons. Gene Ontology annotation, cellular component: nucleus; cytoplasm. The record is from RefSeq and is a predicted model, not a curated record.
CAAAGAGAAUAGAGAGAAGAGAAGUGAGAGAGAAGCAAGUCAUGCACGUGGAAACAACAACCGGAAAGGAAGAGGUGGCAAUCGAGGCAGAGAGUUUAGAGGUGAAGAAAAUGGAAUUGAUAGCCAUCAAGGGGACAAACCUUCAGACCGUGGCAAGCGAGUCCGCGGUAGAGGAUUUGGACGUGGCAGAGGGAGAGGGGCAGGAAGGUUCUCAACCCAAGGCAUGGGUACAUUUAAUCCUGCGGACUAUUCAGAUUUGACAUCUACAAACGGGUGUGGGACAAAACUAGUGGUUUCAGAAGCUGUGCAGAAUGGUGCCGCUGAGGGAACUGCUGGGGCCUGGAAGAAUUCUGUAGAAGAAUGGACAACAGAAGACUGGACUGAAGAUCUUUCUGAAACAAAGGUCUUCACUGCCUCAUCUGUUCCUGCAGAGAAUCACAUCACACCUGGGCAAAGCAUUGAUGUGAUAGCCUUGCUCCAGAAGCCUGUUCCUCCCCGUCAAGCCUCAGGCAUCAACUCCUUUGAAACUUCCCAACAGCAGGGCUUUGGCCAAGCCCUUGUCUUCACAAAUUCACAACACAAUAAUCAGAUAACACCAGGGACCGGAAGCUCCACUGCUGUCAACUCCUAUGCUCCUCAGAGCCUGUCAUCUGUACUUGGAUCAGGAUUCGGAGAGCUCACGUCAUCAAAAAUGGCGAACAUCACCAGUUCCCAGAUUUUGGACCAGUUGAAAGCCCCAAGUUUGAGCCAAUUUACUACUACUCCAAGUUCACAGCAGAAUAGUACGAGUCCCCCUAUAACUACUGCUUCUUGGGAUCUCAAGCCCUCAGCAUCCCAGUCCUCAGUGCUCAGUCAUUUUGACUUCAAAUCUCAGCCUGAGCCGUCCCCCGUUCUUAGCCAGUUGAGCCAGAGACAGCAGCACCAGAUCCAGGCAGUCACUGUACCUCCUCCUGGUUUGGAGUCCUUUCCUUCCCAGGCAAAACUCCGAGAAUCAGCGCCUGGAGACAGUACCGCCACUGUGAACAAACUUCUGCAGCUUCCCAGCGUGACCGUUGAAAAUAUCACUGUGUCUGCCCACCCACCACAGCCGAAGCACAUCAAACUUUCUAAGCGGCGGAUACCUCCAGCGUCUAAGAUCCCAGUUUCUGCAGUGGAAAUGCCUGGUUCAGCAGAUGUCACAGGAUUAAAUGUUCAGUUUGGAGCUCUGGAAUUUGGAUCAGAACCCUCUCUCUCUGAAUUUGGAUCCACUCCAACCAGUGAAAAUAGUAAUCAGAUUCCCAUCAGCUUGUAUUCUAAGGCUUUAAGUCUGACCGGCGCAUCCCUCAACUCCACUAAUCCGGUAACGACGUCUUCCUCCUAUGACCAGAGUUCUGUGCACGACAGGAUCGCAUACCAAAGCCCUGUGAAUCCAUCGGAGUCAGCUCCAGGAACCAUCAUGAAUGGACAUGGUGGUGGUCGAAGUCAACAGACACUAGACACUACUUCAUCCGUUCCAGCUCCAAAGACAGCAGACCCUCCCUCCACCCUCUCAUCUGUGGGCUCCCUGCCCAGCACCACUUCUUGCACUGCGCUUCUACCCUCUGCAUCCCAGCACACUGGGGCCCUGUCCAGCAGCCCCCUCUCCCAGCUUAGCAGUACCCUCUCCAGUCAUCAGAGCAGCCUCUCCUCUGAGCAUGGAGCACUCUCCUCGAGCACAUCACACACACACGCCAGUGUGGAGAGCACUCCUUCCCUCCAGUCCUCAGCCAACUUCUCAACGGCAGCAACCUCCGCCUCCAGUUCUGCAUCCUCGGGUGCCAGCCUGCCCAGUAACAUGAACACAGUGAACAGCCUUCGCCUGGGUGGGACCACUGCGAGUGCACCCAGUAGCAGUACCAGGGCUGCACCCUUGGUGACUUCAGGCAAAGCACCCCCAAACUUGCCGCAGGGAAUACCUCCCCUGCUGCACAACCAGUACCUCGUGGGCCCCGGAGGACUGCUUCCUGCCUACCCGAUCUAUGGCUAUGAUGAACUCCAGAUGCUGCAGUCACGGCUGCCAGUGGAUUACUAUGGAAUUCCCUUUGCUGCACCCACAGCCCUUGCCAGCCGAGAUGGGAGCCUAGCUAAUAAUCCAUAUUCAGGUGAUGUUACAAAAUUUGGCCGUGGUGACUCUGCAUCCCCUGCGCCCCCUACUACACUAGCUCAGCCACAGCAGAGCCAAUCCCAGACCCACCACACAGCCCAGCAGCCCUUUCUGAAUCCUGCGCUGCCACCUGGCUACAGCUACGCUGGCCUUCCCUACUAUACAGGCAUGCCCAGUGGCUUCCAAUACGGGCCUACCGUGUUUGUCCCUCCAGCCUCAGCCAAGCAGCACGGUGUGAACCUCAGCACCCCUACCACCCCCUUCCAGCAGGCCGGUGGUUAUGGCCAGCACAGCUACGGCACAGGUUAUGAUGACCUGACCCAGGGGACAGCAGUGGGAGACUACACCAAAGGUGGCUAUGGUGGAUCAUCACAGACACCAACCAAGUCUGCAGGUUCUGGGCCUGGCAAAGGAGCAUCAGUGUCUUCAAGCACCACUGGCCUACCUGAUAUGACUGGUUCCGUCUACAAGAAUCAGAGUUUUGACAAGCAGGGAUUUCAUGCAGGGACCCCUCCACCUUUCAGCCUGCCCUCAGCCUUGGGCUCCACUGGGCCACUGGCCCCUGGAGCAGCCCCUGGCUAUGCACCCCCACCCUUCCUGCACAUCUUGCCAGCUCACCAGCAGCCCCACUCACAGCUACUGCACCAUCACCUUCCGCAGGAUGCCCAGAGCGGCUCAGGUCAGCGAAGCCAGCCUGGCUCCCUGCAGCCCAAGUCUCAAGCCUCCAAACCCUCCUACGGCACCUCUCCAUACUGGACAAACUAAACCCUGAAGAGAGUGGGACAGGGCUUACCCUUGGCAGGAGAGAACACACGGAGCACAUUUCUGAGAGCCCAGUGCCCUUUCCCAUCAGCCAAGCCUCUGUGGGGGGCCUGCCUCCCAGACUGGCUGUUGUAUGUAAUGUAUUUAUGUAUGUAUUUGUAAAUGUGACGAGCGUGGGGGAGUUGGGGGUGCAGCUGCACGUUAGCCAUGUCUGCUCUCCCCAUUCAAGCCCCUUUUCCUCUUUGUAGCAGAAUAAGCCCCCUAUACCGUUCUGCCUUCAGACCUUCAUUUAAGCCCCCUGCCUGCCCAAUGGGCUACUAGGAACAGUUUCUGGAAGGGUUGGUUCAAGGCAGUUUGGGUAUUGGGGUCAGUCAGGUACCAAUGAAGAAUCACGACUUAUCUCACUCCUUUGUAAACCAUUAUCUGAGUGUUCUGUCCUUGUGUAGUUACGUUACACCUCUGUUUUAAAGAAACUGGUCCUUUUGUCAUUUUUCAUGGUCCCCCUUUGUCAUAUCUUGAUCUGGGAAUAGCAGAGAUAUCCCUCCACCCAAAAUAAAUCUGGGUACCUGUUUGUCUUCAUACAGAGAAUGGGCUUCUGCUUCUGGUAUUGUCCCCAGAGACUUGCCUUCCUCUGGCUGACCUUGAAAAAUUCACCUGAACUGGGGCUCAGAUGUUCAGCUCCCUUUAAAAAUCUCCAAGCAAAGGCUCCUCUAUUCUAGUUGUCCUGCACGAGGCAGGCAACAGUUUCAGGGUUUUUCUCUUGCCCAAACUCCACCUAAUAAAGUUGUG